GGUCCAAAAAUCCCUUAUAAAUAACUGGCCGCUCUUUUUUGUGUGCUCCGUGAUUACUGAAAUCCUGGGGCAUCUGCAAUAUUAUACGAUCCUCUUUUCUCCUCAUAUUAACCAAUCUUCAAGGGAAAAAAUGGCACAAAAAGAUUCACUGGAGGAGUUAUUAGUCCAGGCAGUGGAUGCUGCUAAAAGUGCUGGAGAGAUCAUUCGUUCUGCGUUCUAUCAGACAAAGCUUGUAGAGCACAAAGGCGAGGUGGAUUUAGUCACAGAGACUGAUAAGAAAUGUGAAGAAUUCAUAUUCAAUUUUCUCAAACAACACUACCCUGAUCAUAAGUUCAUCGGGGAAGAAACUACGGCUGCUUGUGGUGCUACAGAAUUGACCGAUGAACCAACUUGGAUUGUUGAUCCCCUGGAUGGAACAACUAAUUUUGUGCAUGGGUAUCCUUUUGUAUGUGUUUCUAUUGGCCUGACAAUUGGACGAAUUCCAACUCUUGGUGUUGUCUACAAUCCUAUUAUGGAUGAGCUCUUUACUGCCAUCCGUGGAAAAGGUGCUUUUUUGAAUGGAAAACCUAUCAAAGUAUCUUCUCAAUCAGAGCUUGUGAAGUCCCUUCUUGCAACAGAGUCAGGAAUAAAGCUGGACAAGUCUACUUUGGAUGCCACCACAAAUCGAAUCAAUAGCUUACUCUUCAAGGUUAGGUCCCUUCGGAUGAGUGGCUCUUGUGCAUUGAAUCUCUGUGGGAUUGCAUGCGGAAGGCUCGAUCUAUUCUAUUUACUUGGGUUUGGACCUUGGGAUAUAGCAGCUGGUGCUGUGAUUGUAGCCGAAGCUGGAGGAGUUGUGUUUGAUCCGUCUGGCAAGGAACUUGAUAUCACAACUCCGCGAAUAGCAGCGUCGAAUCCUCUUCUCAAGGACGCAUUUAUUCAGGCACUGCAACAAUCAGAAUGAGAGAGACGUACGAGAAUUGCAGGAACUUCUUACAAGUUUAGUUUCUAUUUGCUUUAUCCAAGCAUCGUGAUCUGCUUGUCCUGGCUUUAUUCGAAAUGCAUGUGAUGUAUCUAAUCUUCAUGAACUGAGACAUCGAGCUGCCUCUACACCGUAAAAUUUGAAUUGGUAAUAAAUAACACGUCACUGUUGGGGAAUUUGUUAGUCUGA
Molecule: messenger RNA, 1147 nt
Organism: Olea europaea var. sylvestris
Lineage: Eukaryota; Viridiplantae; Streptophyta; Magnoliopsida; Lamiales; Oleaceae
Product: inositol-phosphate phosphatase-like
Exons: 12
Coding region: 131-940 (269 amino acids)
Biological process (GO): phosphatidylinositol phosphate biosynthetic process; inositol metabolic process; signal transduction
Molecular function (GO): inositol monophosphate 1-phosphatase activity
Source: RefSeq, a predicted model, not a curated record